Messenger RNA from Lentinula edodes (shiitake mushroom), 3479 nucleotides. RefSeq lists its product as uncharacterized. The transcript is spliced from 7 exons. Bases 99 to 3329 code for a protein of 1076 amino acids. The record is from RefSeq and is a predicted model, not a curated record. Lineage: Eukaryota; Fungi; Basidiomycota; Agaricomycetes; Agaricales; Omphalotaceae.
UAGUGAUUACCGCUGAUUACCGCCCAUUUCGUUCCUUGUCCUCUAACUAUGGCUUCAAGGACUCUUUAAUGCCACUUCUUGAAUACUUCACCAUUUAAAUGGCAGUACCGGAACCAAUCCCUCGCGCUCAUACGGCACUUGGCAGUCUUGCUAUCGUAGUCGACUCUUCUGUGGCGCUUGCGGGGAAUUGGCACACAAUCCUCAAGUAUCUUGGUUUAUUUGUGCAGAGGUUAAUACUGACGAAUCAUGGAGCUGGUUACCGCAUUGCGUGGGUGACCUACGGGCCACCCGACAGUCUUUCCUCUUUACUGCUUUGUAAACGUUUUUUCGCUGAGAUCGCGGAAGUCACAAAUGUAAUCAAGGCCCAGGAUGAACUGUAUCAGCUUGGUGUAGGAACUACGCACUCUGGAGGGACAAGAGGUAUGGCGAUGUUAGAGGGUUUAGUUGCUGCUGUCGAGUUAUUCGAUACACUCAUUUCUUUAUCUGAUAUUCCCCGAAAGUCACCUUCGCACAUUUUGCACAUUACGGCGUCCUUCCCAGAUAAUGCCAAACACCCUCAUGAAAAUAUGUCUUCACUGUUAGAUGAAGUCACCUGGGAAACUUUGCCAGCGGAACUCAGUAAACGCAAUAUCUUUCUAAGCUCUAUCGUCCUCAAUCCAAAGAACAAUACGAAAAUACCCGAACUCCAUUCAUCUGCAGCUUUAAACACUGCUCCAACAUCAUGGCUCCCUGUCGAUGCACCGCACAAAGCAUAUGUCGCUUUGCUGAGCAUCCCCCAGAAAGGCGUCAAGCGUCCGGCGGACCAAAUGAACGCCAUAGAGCAGCCGCCAGAAAAACGAUCAAAUGUCUUCUCAGGAUCUCCACCGCGCAACAAUCCGAAUCCGAACGUGAACGUGAACACAAAUCCCCCACCGACAACGAAUUCUGCUAAACCUCCUAGCUCGGGUACUCAUAGUCAACCACAACCCAAGCCUUUAAACGCACCAACUCAACCACCAGCAGGUCAACCUGCCCAACCUGUACCACCCUCGAACCUCGCAAACCUUCCCCCGCCGAACUCUACCCAAAAGAUCCCCUGGCCAGGCAUCGGAAAUUUGACUCCCAACGAACUCUUCCAGCGUCUUAGACAUUUCGAGGACAUGCGUCGUCGGACAGACGCCGUUUUGACGCAGGCUAUAAACAGCGGAGAUUCGAGCAAAGUGGAAAUGGUCAAACAGCAAACUGCGCAAUGGGAACCGAUGUUCUUCAAGGUCAGGAAUAUGGUUUCGCAUUAUAUAACUGCGUUGAGGAGGGCUGGAAUGGCAGGACCGGGAGCACCGGGAGGAGCACCAGGACAAGUUCAGGCGUCGACUUCGACAGGUGUCGGUGCUCCAACAAAUAAUCUCAAUCCCAAUCCUGGGAAUACCGAUAUCUCAUCCCAGCCUCCGACAACACAAUCCAAUCCGCAUCCAAAUCCUCCGUCUUCUUCAAAUGUCGCUUCGUCACCUGCCACGAAACCAAACGACAGUUUGAUGCCAGUUAAUUCUUCUAUCACAUCAGCAACCUCACCUGGUCUUAGUGCACCCGCCUUAUCAUCAUCAACUCCUUCUUCAAAGUCACCUUCGAAACCUUCGCCGAAACCCUCUGCUAUCAAACCCUCGCCGAAGCCUAAACCCAAAGGGUCCCCGAUAAAAAACGCGGCUUCAACCGUUUCUACCGCUCCUUCUAUCGGUGCGUCGUCUACCGCGGGUUCGAGUACAUCGACCAAUCCCGCUGUUGACGGAUCCGGUCCCAACCUGGCAUCGGGACUCCCAAUCCCAUCGAGCUUACCACCUGAAGCUGCGCUACAGAUGCAGAAGCUUAUGGAACAGGGUGGCAGAGGACAUCCGAGGGAUAUGGCGAUGGGUAGUAUGGGCCAAGUGAGUCCGAACGUGACGGCGGCGGGUGUUGCGCCUCAGCCGUCGCCGCAAGGGAUGCAGGGAAUGAUGCCAGGACAAGGGCAAUCCGGACAGCAACCACAAGUGGGUGGAGUCGUUGGCCCUGCGGGAGUGGGAGCAAUGAGUUCAGGUUCUGUAUCCAACACACCUUCUACCAGUACAGGAGGGCAAAACGGUGGCAUUCCAGCGUGGACUGGAGGAUUAUUCUACCCUGGUGAGCCAAAUGGUACGAGAAAGGACUUUAGGAUAUCAGUUAUGGCGAUGAGUGCCAAUCAUUUGGAGUGUCGCGCUCAUACUUGGCCAAUGGAAAUGACCCUCACUCACACACGGGACCCUGUUGUCAGUCUCGCUGAAUUUCAGAUGUGGGCAAAGAAAACGAGACCGGUCGUUUGCACAAUCAAGCCUCACGCUAGGAAUCCGGAUGCACGACAGAAUGCUUUCAAUGAGAAUUACUUCAAUGGAAUACAGGCGCUGAUCCGGCAAUCGAAGACCUACAUUGUCUCUUCUUGGACUCUCCCUUCCGGUGCACAGACGAACAACGUCUUGUUCGCAAUCGUACCUCCUCAUGGAUUCAUCGGUGCCUUUUUCCCUGCGACUGGGAUCCCUGAAAUGCCUAAACCGAUACCCGGUUCCACGAUGCCCGGUGGCUUACUAGGUAGAUUACCCGGAGGGGUUAGUGGAGAAAAUAUCGGAGCACCACCCGCAGGGGGUGCAGGAGGCGGAGGUCCCACGCCUGGAACAAAUAUCGGUCCACCCAACAUUCUCGCCAUAUUACAAUCAUUCCGAGUACCUCCCGAUUUAACAGCCAGGAUACUACAAAUGCCGCCAGAGCGUCAAAUAAUGGCCCUCAAGUCACUAGCGCAGACCAAGGCUCAGCUUCGCGGUCAGGGGCCAGGACAAGGAGGUGCUGCAAGUGGUAGUGGGCAGGCGGGUAUAGCCGGGAUGCAUAAAUCUGGAGGCUCGAAUGUCAAUAUCACUGCUGCUGCCGCUGCGAUGGCAUUACGAAUGCAGCAAUCUGGUGGGAUCGGAAUCCCCCAGGGUAUGCAAGGUAGCAUGCAGGGCACAUCAGGUUUGAAUAUGGCUGGAAUUCAACGACAACUAUCAGGACAGGAUGGGAAUAAGCCGAAUCCCCAAGGCGCUGCGAAUAUAGCUGCGUUAAUCAACGGAAUGAGAGGGAAUAUGGGCGGAAUGGGUGGAAUGAAUGCGGCAAACAUGGGAGGUACAGCGGCAGGAAACAUGUUCCAGCAGCAAAUGGCACAAAUGCAACAAAUGCAACAGAAUCGUUCCAUUUUUGGAGGACCAGCUGGUACCGGUGCUGGGGGUGUAGGAGGAAAAAAUUUGAGUCUGGAUAUGAUACAGUCAUUCAUGCAUCGCAAUGGUCAGGAAGGGCAGGGUGGGGGACAAGGUGGAUAGAGAAACCCGUUCGUUUUCGCGGGAACUUUUUCGUCAUGCAUUGUUCACUGUUAUUCUUGGUUUUGUCCUCGGCUCAAAAUCGCGUUUAUAUUAUUGCAAUCAUCCUUGCUCGAAUCACCACAGAUCUAAAUCCACAAUUCUUACCUCGGU